UCUAGAGCAGCUCAAGUGAUACUUUGCCUCGUGCUAAUGGUAACAUGCGCCGCAACUGGGCUAGCGUAUCAGGCACCCCCAGCACCACCUCCCCUCUUUAACAUUCCAGGCCUAUUGCCGCCAGGGUUCCCCGGCCUACUGCCGCCAACAAACCCAAAUGACAUAGCAAAGUGUUGGUCUUCACUUCAGAACAUUCAAGGGUGUGUAUCGGAAAUCUUUACCUCAAUCUUUACUCACAAAAUAGAAGUAAGCCCUGCCUGUUGUAAAGCUUUCCUUGCAAUUGAAGAGAGUUGCUGGCCGAAAAUGUUCCCCUUAACUCCUUUCUCUGCUCCAUUGCUCAAGAACACUUGUGCCCAGAAGGCAGCUCUUGUUUAAGGGAAUGCUGCUGGUUCUAAAGAGAUUGGGCCAAAGCAGUAUGUUGUAGGCAAUUAUUGCAGGAAAUAAGUAUGAUCAUUUUUCAAUUAGUCAUAUGGACUCAUCAUAGUCGGGC
Rosa rugosa (rugosa rose) is the source of this 490-nucleotide messenger RNA. RefSeq names its product egg cell-secreted protein 1.1-like. NCBI's taxonomy places the organism in Eukaryota, Viridiplantae, Streptophyta, Magnoliopsida, Rosales, Rosaceae. Gene Ontology annotation, cellular component: vesicle; extracellular region. Gene Ontology annotation, biological process: regulation of double fertilization forming a zygote and endosperm; regulation of protein localization to cell surface; double fertilization forming a zygote and endosperm. The record is from RefSeq and is a predicted model, not a curated record. The transcript has a single exon. Bases 37 to 375 code for a protein of 112 amino acids.